This is a messenger RNA of Parnassius apollo (apollo), 411 nucleotides long. The record is from the annotation of a GenBank genome assembly. Lineage: Eukaryota; Metazoa; Arthropoda; Insecta; Lepidoptera; Papilionidae.
AUGAAAAACGACGAUAUGGCAUUCUUCUCUUCCCUAUUACCUAUUACAAAAUCAUUCAACAUUCGCCAAAAACUAUUAUUUCGGUCAGAAAUACUUCGCAAAGCUAUGGAAAUUUCAAAUAGCACUGCAGGUUUUCCCUCAGUGUGUGAUCAAAAUUAUUUUUCCACUCGCCCUGUAUCUACCUCACGCCCUGGAUCUUCUACAUCUACCUGUACAUCAUACACGAUCACAUCACCAGGCUCUCAAGAAGAUGUAACGUUAUACACAGUUGAAGAAACUGAAGCUCCAAAUGCAAAUGUAGCCUCUCAAAUGCAGCUGCCUGAGCAGCAGUAUUCAUCGCAAGCAUUGGGUAAUUUUCCGCAAGAACCUAUCGCUUCUCAAAUGCAACUAUCUGAACAGCAGUAUUCAUGA